Daphnia pulicaria is the source of this 2200-nucleotide messenger RNA. Its product is annotated as galactosylgalactosylxylosylprotein 3-beta-glucuronosyltransferase S-like. The coding region runs from base 1248 to 2174 and encodes 308 amino acids. The record is from RefSeq and is a predicted model, not a curated record. NCBI's taxonomy places the organism in Eukaryota, Metazoa, Arthropoda, Branchiopoda, Diplostraca, Daphniidae. The transcript has 9 exons. Gene Ontology annotation, molecular function: galactosylgalactosylxylosylprotein 3-beta-glucuronosyltransferase activity. Gene Ontology annotation, biological process: carbohydrate metabolic process; chondroitin sulfate proteoglycan biosynthetic process. Gene Ontology annotation, cellular component: Golgi membrane.
AAAAUCGCAAUCACUGCAAUCACAUUCGUCAGUCACAUUCUUCACGACAGACGACACACAGUGUGUAUUGAUAAUCAGACUCGGAGUGUAUUUCAAGUGCUUCUCUAGGACUAUAAAUUAAAUAGUAUUAGGAGAUCUUUUUGAAAAUAAAAUCGUUGGCCAACAUGUUCCAGUGUGUUAUCGUUUUGACGACUUGGUAUCCCUGCUGUUCCAUGUACUUUUUCAGGGUCUCUUUUCCUUCUCGGCCGUGGAUGAACUCCACCGACAACGUCUAAUAAUAUUUUCAGGACGGCCAAUUCGUCACCUUCAAUGUCCAAACUGAAAUAAUCGACUUGGGUUCGGUUGAGAGCCGACAGGAUGGAAAACAACGGGAAACAUUGGACCUGGACGCUGUCGGGUCCUGGUUUAGCCUGGGAAAUGCGGCCCAUGUUGAACGCCUGUUUGAACGCCACCGUCCUUUUUUUAAAAAUUCAAAACCCCAUUUCAAUCGUUGCAGAAAUAAUGAAUUGAUUUUAAAUAGGUAUGCAUUACUUUGGACUGGGUGACGUACUGAGACAGGCCGGAACGGACCAGGCACGUCGGUUCUUCUCCAAUAAUUUCUGGUAAUUCUUAGGAUCAGCUUCGAUGAGAAUUCCUUGCCAACCCAAAUGUUGUUCCAUGAACAAAGUGUUGGAACGCACCUGGCCGUCCAGAGCUCCGCAUUCGAUAAAGAAUCCCUUUUCCUUUUGAUACUCUGAGCUUGUCCCAUGGAAGGAUUUUCGACGAUAGGCGGGUCAAGUUUGAGGUUCUUUACCGUCGACGGCGGAUGCAGAAAUUGGCUGCGGAUUAAAUUCAAAAUGCACGGGUCGUCCUGUUGUAUGGCCGCCAUCGAAUUCACAGACUCUAUCAGGUAAAUAUUCCUUGAUAGGAAUUGAUUGGUGGCGAAUAAAUGAAGAAAAUCAAAGUCAAAACGAUUGUCAAAAAGAGAAGAAUAACGGGCCGUCUUCUCGUCAUUUUCUAGCCGAAUCAAACUCAACUUGCAUCCGCUUCUGAAGCCCACUAUGGCGACUGUGCUGGCCAUCAGGGACGGUUGCCAGAGAGAAGGUGAAAGCGAAGAUGAGCAGAGCAGAACCAAAAAUGUCAAACUGGUUUCUCAGCCCUUUGUGAACACAGAGCAGCAGACGAGCCUAUCAAUUGAGUAGGCACCACUGUGAACUUCGGACGUGGAUGAUAUUUAGUUUCUUUUGUAAAAAUCCAGCGGAUCCAUCAUGUGGGGAUGGCCGAAUGUCCGUUCUAAACCUGGCGCCUUCUUCUACGUACUUUUGCUGGGCUUGGCCGGAUUCGUUUACAACUACAAUUCCAACAGCAACUUGCUGACCAUUUUGAACCAGUCUGAGGAAACUGAGUUGCCCGUCAUUUACGUCAUCACGCCAACGUACCGCCGUCUGGUCCAAUUGGCCGAGUUGACUCAACUGGCCCAAACGCUUUCGCAGGUCCCUUCCGUCCACUGGAUCGUGGUGGAAGACAGUGAAGAGCUUUCAUCCGGAGUCACUCAUCUCCUCCAGCGGUUCGACGCCAUCCCCCACACUCACCUGCACGGUCGGAUGCCGGAACUGUUCCGGGGCAAUGCCUCGAGUACACCGUACACGUCGAGGCCUCGCGGGGCGUCUAACCGCAACCGGGCGCUCCACUGGAUCCGCGAGAACGUCCAGUCGGGCGUCGUUUACUUUGCAGACGACGACAACACGUACGACCUGCGCCUCUUCCACGAGAUGCGUCACACCAAGAAAGUCUCCAUGUGGCCGGUGGGAUUGAUUGGGAUUUACGGCGUCAGCUCGCCCGUCGUCGAUCCCGACACUGGGCACGUCAAGGAAUUUUUCGACGGAUGGGUCGGAGAUCGAACCUACGCCGUCGACAUGGCCUCGUUUGCCAUCAACGUCCAGUUGCUUCAUCAGAAUCCUGACGCAAUGAUGCCUUACCGGGCCGGAUACCAGGAAGAUUUCUUCCUCAAAAGUUUGAAUUUGACUUUGGAGGAUAUUGAACCCAGAGCUAACAAUUGCACCCAGAUUUUAGUCUGGCACACCCAAAAUGCCAACUACAAAUCAGUGCCGUCCUUUGCCCUCAAGAGCCGCUUCGAGAGGACCAACGUACAACAACUUCGCUCACAAACUCUCAAUCUCCUUCCCGUUGCCUAAUAAUCCAUUCAACUAAUGUUUCAACC